Messenger RNA from Terrapene triunguis (Three-toed box turtle), 1454 nucleotides. RefSeq names its product NADH:ubiquinone oxidoreductase subunit B9 (gene NDUFB9). Bases 954 to 1325 code for a protein of 123 amino acids. NCBI's taxonomy places the organism in Eukaryota, Metazoa, Chordata, Testudines, Emydidae. The record is from RefSeq and is a predicted model, not a curated record. The transcript is spliced from 4 exons. Gene Ontology annotation, biological process: mitochondrial electron transport, NADH to ubiquinone.
GCCUCAGUCAGGAUCAUCAGGGCCCUGCUGUGCUGGUUGGUGUACAAAUACUUAGAUGUUCUCUGUCCAAAAGAGUUUGCUACUUUUUUAGGGUAGGUUGCUUAUUACUAACAACUUUAGCAUUCCAGUAGGCCAAAAGGCUCCUAUCAAAAUCCUGGCCCCAUUGUGCCAUCUGCAUUACAAACAUGGAUAAAGAGACAGCCCCUGCCCAGGAAGGCAUGAGUCUACAAAAAUACAGGAGCAGACAAAGGAUUAGGGAUGUGGCUAUAACAUAAAAAUAACUGAAACGGCCACAGUUUUGUUACUUGCAUAAGGGGCAGCAUGGGAGAGUGCAGAAAAUUUAAGGGAGAAGCUUAUCUGUGGGCAGUGUCUCAAGUGCUAGAGCAAGGCAAAUUGUGAAGGCCUCAAAGAUAAAAUCAAGAAGUAUUGUUUGAUACAAGAAUGAAGAAGGAGCCAGUGCAGGGAUUAGGUUAGUGCAAUGAUGUGAUAAGUGGUGUGAGCCAGGAAAACUAUCAUAACAUCAGCGUUUCAAAUAAACUUGAGAAGGUCAGUUUGCAGUCAAGCCCAGGGAGGUUGCAGUAGUCAGGGUGCAAGAUUAUGGGAGUUCUGGUGAUGUGGACAGAGAGGACAAACAGGAUUGUGGAGAUGUUAUGAAGGAAUUGUCUAGAUAGUGCCUGGAUGGGUAGAACUGCAGUAAGGGCUUAACUUGUUUAUACUUAGAUAAAGAGUUUGACUCAUUUCAGAUUAGACAAUAUACAAGGAGAACGUAUUGUAGACAUCCAAUGACUAGAUGACCCAAGGAGGCUCUUCUAUCCCUGAUUUCCAUGAAGAAUGGUGAUAAUGAUGUGAAUUCUCAAAAGGUCAAGGGCAAGUCUUUUAGUCUGUGAGACAAGUAUCGAUUCUUUGCCUGUGUGCUGAGAGCGCGGUUCGAAGAACACAAAAAUGAGAAGGAUAUGGUGAAAGCAACAAAACUGCUGAUAGCUGCUGAGGAAGAAUUUUGGGCAAAGCAGCAUCCUCAACCUUACAUCUUCCCCGAGUCUCCUGGAGGCACAGCUUAUGAGAGAUAUGUAGGCUACAAGGCUCCUGAGUGGUGCUUGGAUUUCUGGCAUCCUUCUGAGAAGGCAAUGUAUCCUGAUUAUUUCGCCAAAAGAGAGCAAUGGAAGAGGCUGCAGUUAGAAAGCUGGGAAAAAGAGGUUAAGCAGCUAGAGGAUGAAACUCCGCCUGGUGGUCCUGAGACUGAAGCCUUGCCCCCAGCUCGCAGAGAAGGGCAUCUGCCACCUCUGUGGUGGCAGUAUGUAACAAGACCCCGAGAACGGCCAGUGUAAAAGAAUCCGUGCAUGAACAAGCAAAUUACACUCGAGUAGUUUGUUCUCUACAACCAGUAGGAAUUCCAGUUAACAUGCACUAUUGUACUUAAUGCACAAUAAAACUAAAAUAAACAUGAAUAUACUUUA